AUGAAUGCUGCCUUGGAAGAUGUCAUCGAGCGGUCCUUCAUGAACGCCCGGCAUCAGGAGUCCGAAAUCUCUACCGCCAAGACAGUCGCUGACGCGCCAUCGUCGUCGAGAUUGGGGGGUACGAUACAGGCCGCGGUCGUCAAAGGCGACAACAAUCGCGAUGUUUGGCCAAUUGACCAAGCGCCAACAUCCAUUGGUCUGGCGACGACCGCGAUCGCCAGUGCACCGGUCUACACCACGUUCACUCCAGCCCAGCGCACAGCUUCCGACGCGCUAGUUAAGUUGAUCGCAUCGCAAGUUCCGUAUUCAACUCUCGAACUGGGUGUGAAAAUCACCGGCAGGCAGAAGAUACUCGAUGUUGAGAGUCAGAUCCUGCGAAAAGACGCCGCCAUCGUCGGCGCAUACAACAUUGUUCCUCUAGCCGGCGUAGUCGGCCAGUUUGAUGAGUGGACCAGACGUCUGGAAUGGCUGUGGGAUAUUUCCUGCUACAUGCUCCCAUCCGAGGCCGAUUGCGCUGCAAGCGAGGAGGCUAGGACUGCAAACGCGUGCACCGGGGCUAGCAUCAUUGAUAAAUUGCGUCAAGAGGCUCAGACCGGAUAUCCCGACAUUGAAGCCGCAGCGACCGAGCUCAUCAAGGUAGCCGAGACGGCGUGGCUGAAACAACUAUCAACGUGGGUCUUGUACGGACAUAUACCCGCAUAUGGCGGUAAGGAUUUCUUCGUUCAUACAGAUGAAGAUACAGCAGACAGCAUUCCAGAGUUCCAUGCCAACAGCAAGCUGCUUCCCAAAUUCAUCUCACCACAAGCAGCAAGUUCCGUCCUGUUCAUAGGCAAGUCUCUAAAUCAAAUUCGAUCCCAUCACAGAAACAUUGAGACUUCACACGAACGCUCGUCCACAGCAUCGGAGCUAGAACUCGUAACGGUCCAUCUGCAGUACCUGUCAGCACUGAGUUCCCCCAUUUCAUCUGCCAGCUUCUCGGAUGCAAUCUCCGCAAUUCGUGUGUCGUUAUCUCGAAACACACUUCAGCAGCUUCUUCCACUACCAAAGAUCCUGCAGAUCCUGACGCUGCUGAAGGAUUUCUUUUUGCUCGGACGCGGCGAGUUUGCGAUGGCUCUAAUCACGGAAGCGAACGAGCAACUCCGUUCACGGCAUAGCUCAAGUGGACAACCCAGACACCGACCUAACCAUAAUCUGCAAGGUCUACUCAUCAAGGAAGGGGAGGUCACAGCGGUUCUGAUGCGGACAUGGGCAGUUUUGUCAUCUUACACGGGAGAUGAAGAUAUCACCGACGACAUUUUGGACCUCGCGCGCGAUACAGUCCAUCUCUCCAUAUCCAAACCGGCUACCACACGUCCCGCGACCCCAGGGCGAGCCAGGGAAGAUCCUGUAUCACUCCCCGAAGUGGCAGGUGUUACCUUCAACGAUGUCCUCAUGGCUAUGCCCAUCACUCUGAACCUGGACAUACCCUCCCCCAUGGAUCUCUUCAUCAGUAGCUCAGAGUUGGAGGUUUACUCCACGAUACAUGCGUACCUCCUGGCGAUUCGCAGAGCACACUUCAGGUUGGCCGACCUUUGGCGGCACAGCAGCCUUCGCCGAAUUCACCCCGCGCCUCCAGGCCCAGCUCAUUGUGCUCUACCAGGUGGCCGAGAUGAACUCAGGAAACGGAGGCAGAGGGCCGAUACGCGCGCCUUAGCUCUGCGAAAGGUCUGGGCGACUUGCAGUGCUGCAAUUUUCCUCCUCGCCGAGACGGCAGGAUACUUCGAAGGAGAAGUCAUUCAAGUGUCAUGGAAACAUUUCCAUCGCUGGAUCACAGCGGCUCAGGCGACAGGUGGCUCGGCAUCAAGACCACAGACUUCGUCAUCCUUGAUUCACAGCACAAUAAGCACGAGACCGUUGUCCGCUGAGUCGUACAGGCCAAGCCAGCAUGGAACGCGUGGUGAAUCGGCUGAGCGAGCUGAGGAAACACCGCAUGAUCCCGAGGCGCUCGCGUCUGCUCACCGCAGGUUCCUGACGGCACUUGUGGGCUCACUGCUCUUAGCAGACAAUGACUGGGCCCGCACGUUACGGACUCUCCUGUCACAUGUUGAUGAGCUGGUCGCCUUCUUCACUCGUCUGCAGACCAUCCAGCAGAACCUUGAUCUCGAAGAAGAUGAAGGCUUGGUAGACGCUUUGACCAACCAUGCCGAGGAAGAGAGACAGGUAGCACUCGAGCUAGACCGCUCACGAAAGAGGAUAGACAGCGAUCUACAAUCGCUAGUGGCUCGUCUGAGGAUUAUUGAUACUGAGCGCCUGGGAUCUAGCGGCUUCCACGUCAAGCCGUCGUUGAGUGAAGACAGCUAUGAGCCGUGGAGAUGUGGCGGAGUUGAUCGCUUGCUGAUGAAGCUUGAUUUUGGCAGUUCGGUGGCAGAUGACAAUGAGGAUACAGACAAAGACUAA
Molecule: messenger RNA, 2436 nt
Organism: Coniosporium apollinis CBS 100218
Lineage: Eukaryota; Fungi; Ascomycota; Dothideomycetes
Exons: 3
Coding region: 1-2436 (811 amino acids)
Biological process (GO): spindle assembly; meiotic cell cycle; cytoplasmic microtubule organization
Cellular component (GO): gamma-tubulin complex; spindle pole; equatorial microtubule organizing center
Molecular function (GO): microtubule minus-end binding; gamma-tubulin binding
Source: RefSeq, a predicted model, not a curated record